Messenger RNA from Meloidogyne enterolobii, 1236 nucleotides. The record is from the annotation of a GenBank genome assembly. NCBI's taxonomy places the organism in Eukaryota, Metazoa, Nematoda, Chromadorea, Rhabditida, Meloidogynidae.
AUGCCGAUUUUCGGCGACUCUUCUCCUUAUGAUGAAAUUGUUGAGAAGGUGACCGCUGAUACUUUGACGAGUGAAAAUUGGGAAUUAAUGAUGUCAAAUAUUUGUGAUCGUGUAAAUGCUGAUGGAAUUAAGGGAUGUAAACAAGCUCUUCUUUCUGUCAAAAAGCGUCUCAAUCAUCGAGAUCCCCAUGUUGUUUUGUUUGCACUUUCUCUUUUGGAUUGUCUUUGGAGUAAUUGUGGACAGAAAUUUAGACGAGAAGUUUCUUCAAAAGAAUUUAUUGGAGAAUUGAACUACAAAUGCACAAAUAGUAACCGAGUUGUGGCCGAAAAGGCACGGAUGUUGGUCAAAAAAUGGGUUGAAAAUGAGUGUAGCAAGGACAGUUCACUUUCAAUGAUUGAAACAAUAGCUUUGUCUCUUCAAGAAAGUGGCGGUAAUAAACAACAUAAUUCAACAAAAGCAAAUAAUUCCUCUUACCCAGCACUUUCUUCUUCUGAUUUUAAUUCAAAUGUUAACUUUCCAAAUUCGUCUGGGCAUCAACCACCUCCAGCUGCCGCUAAACAAGCCCGUGCUCUUUACGAUUUUGAAGCGGCUGAGGAUAAUGAAAUUAGUUUUACUACUGGGGAGGUGAUUACUGUUUGUGAUGAUAGUGAUCAAAAUUGGUGGAGAGGUGUAAAUUGUCGAGGUGUUAAUGGACUCUUCCCAGCUAGUUUUGUAACAACAGAUUUAACUAAUAAAGAACAACCAAAUUUGCCAGUAGCAAAAGAUUCAAAUGAAAAUAUUGAAGAAUUAAAUACUUCUACGGCAACAAUGAAAGUCCAAAUUGACGAAAAUAUUUUGCUUAAAUGUAUUGAAUUAAUUGAAGAUUUGGAUCCGUCAUUAGAUGCUUCUUCUGACCCUCCUGAACUUGCUCUUCUUGAAAAUAAAGCGAUGGCUCAGGCACCUUUAAUUGACCAAAAACUUAUGAAAAUAGAUAAGCAAUUAAAUUCUUUGGCAGCAGUUGAUUUGGCUAUUCGAGAUGUUUUGGGUGCAUAUGAUAAUGCUGUUCAGCAAGUUGUUGGGGGGACUUCUUCUUCCUCCUCAACAAUUCCAAAUAAUAUUCAACAGCCAAUAAUUACUUCAAAUCAAUUAAUUAAUCAACAACAAAUUCAAAUGUUGCCAACUUCAGCAUCAAUUCCUGUUGUUAGUCAACAUCACCAACAACAGCAACAAAUAUCUCAACAUUGGCAGCAAAUGUGA